CAAAAGAUGACACUACAGGCCCGUUUUUUGUUUGCACUUCCUGGAGAACGUGUGUCGGUGCGCUGAUGGCAGCGCAGGAACAACACGGCUGUAGCCUUCAGACAUCCGCAGUCUGAUCGCGGCCGAUUUCGGAGCAGCGAGCGACGCAGGUCCCGCUUCACAUCAUUUAUCUUUCGUGUGCAGCGGUUUUUUUUUUCUUUUUUUUUUCAGGCGCGGUGGGGACGUAAACACGUCGGCCUGCGCUCAUGAUCAGGGGCGAGCUGGAAUCGAUCCCCCUCACUCACGUUGCCCUUGAUCGCAAGUUGAUUUUUACUUGUGAGCAGAGCAGCUGGCUCCAAUGGCGUCGGUUGCUAAAGUGUCUAUUCUGGAUUACUUUAACAUUGUGUUUGAGGGCGAAAAUGGCAAAAUCGAGUCCAACUGCAAGGCGUGUGGCACCAGGAUACAGGCAAAGCGGAGCGUCACGUCCAACUUCGUAACACAUCUCAAGCGUAAGCACCAGGCUAUGUACGAUGAAUUUGUGAAAAGGAAAGAUAUGAAGCGAGAGGGUUCCCUGCACACGUUCACUGCCAACGGAGGGAACACCCGCUAUAAUAUCCCUGUCAGUACUGCAGCGGGAGGGGGGGGAGGUGGUUUUGGAGGAAUUGGAAAUCUUGAGAGCGGAGGUUCUGGAGGAGGGAUGACAAAGUUUGACAGACAUGACCCGCGCCAGGUUUUAAUCUCUGAGGCCAUAGCCAAGAUGAUUGUGCGUGACUUGCAGCCAAUGUCUGUGGUGGAGAACCAAGGAUUCAGAGAACUGCUUCAGCUUCUGGAGCCCCGCUACACCCCAGAACCCCAGCACUACAUCCAGAGCCAGCUCUUCCCAGCUUACGCUUAUCAGGCCCAGCUGGCCACCCGUCAGGCCCUGGCCUCAGCGCUCACUCUCAGUCUCAGCUUGGAUGUCUGGAGGGGCUUGUCUGGCAUCACAUCAGGGUAUCUCGGCGUUACCUGCCACUUUCUCACGUCUGACUGGCAGAUGCGUUCAGCCCUCCUGGCUUGCCUUCCCAUUUCUAGUUGCCGCUCAGAGAAUCACGUGCUUUCAGAUUUUGAAGAAGUAUGUCGCUCACAUGGCGUCUCAGGGAGAGCGUUUCGUGUUGUUGCAGAUGCUUUCCUGGCCACACCGACAGUAAAGCCAUGCUGUCUUCCUGGUUUCCUGGUUUCACCUCUUCUCGCUAAUGGGCAAGCCGAUGAUGAAGAGGAAGUGGGCAAUGGGGAUAAUUUGGAGGAUGGAAACAGCAACGGUCAUGGUGAUGGGGGAGAGGAAGGAGAAUGGGAAGACUCAUGGGAGCAGACUCUGGGUGUUUGUAGGGUUAACUGUUUCUCUCGCUGUCUUGAUCAGUGUGUGAGAGAAGGGCUACGUUCCUGUCCACAGAUCUCCUCCACGCUAGCCAAAGCUGCCUGCUUCUACAACUACAUUACCUCUGCUGUGCCACUAGAGAAACUCCGCCAGGUGUUCGACGGGUCUGGCCUGAUGAGCGGGGGAUCAGGCAAUGCCCCAAUUCUUACAAGAGACUGGGCUGGUCAGCUGAAGGUGCUUCGUCGGAUGCUGGACUCCAUGGAGUUCCUGGAGGAGAUGAGUGGUCCAGGGGAGCUGGCCCUAGAUGUUUCAGAGAAAGCCCUCCUGAGAGAACUGACUGACAUUUUGGAGCCUUUCACUGAGGCAUGGGACAUGGUCCACAGAGACAAACAGGAUGAUGUACAGACAGACAGACAUGUAUCCAUCAGCUUGGCUUUGCCCUGUGUUCUGGGUCUUCGUAAGCACCUCUCUGAGACCUCAGCCCCUCACUGUCCCUCUCUUGUUGUGGGUCUCAGCCAGACCAUAAACUGUCGACUGGCCUCUAUCCUGGAGGAUCCGCUCUACAUCACUGCUACCACGUUGGACCCACAGUUCAAGCUUACAUGGAGCAGCAACCCUGACUGGCACAGGCAAGUCCUCCUGGAGGAGUUGACCAAACAUUCAUCAGCCUCAAACCCUUUAGACCCCAAUACAGACCUACAUUCCCAAGCCCAGUCUCCAGCUUCAUCUCCUGUCACCUCGCUCUCAAGGCCUUGCAAGCUCUUCUCCUUCAUCAAGCAGAGACCCAUGACGCAGGCCAAGAGCCUUGAGCAGGAAUUGGCUGUGUACCUACGUGAAGAACCCACAGAUGAGGAGGCCUUGCACUACUGGCAGCGGAAAGCAAUUGACUUUCCUCUUCUCGCUCAAGUGGCCAAGAAAACAUUUACAAUACCUGCCUCGGGCACUGUGGUGGAAAGCAUUUUCAUUACAGCUGGCCGAUGUUUGUGGCCAGAGAGAGGCCGCGUCUUACCAAAGAACCUGGAAACGCUCAUCUACCUUAAAGCCAACUACAGAUUAUUAUGGACCUAGAGGUAAUAGUCAACAUUUCAGUCAUGCAAGGAACCACAGAAGGCAAA
Molecule: messenger RNA, 2448 nt
Organism: Thalassophryne amazonica
Lineage: Eukaryota; Metazoa; Chordata; Actinopteri; Batrachoidiformes; Batrachoididae
Product: zinc finger BED domain-containing protein 4
Exons: 5
Coding region: 338-2401 (687 amino acids)
Molecular function (GO): protein dimerization activity
Source: RefSeq, a predicted model, not a curated record